Molecule: messenger RNA, 1422 nt
Organism: Cylindrotheca closterium
Lineage: Eukaryota; Bacillariophyta; Bacillariophyceae; Bacillariales; Bacillariaceae
Source: the annotation of a GenBank genome assembly
AUGAAGAAACACUUGAAGAAACUGCAAAAGAAGUUGUCCUUCUCCAGUCGCAACCAAAAAGAACGCACCCCGUCCCCAAAGUCGGUGACCGUCCUAGAAGAUGUGGAAGAACCUUCCGAAAUCAUCAUUGUCGGAGCUGGAAUUGUGGGUCUGGUCAUGGCACUCGCCCUGCACAAACAUCUUGGUGUCAAGAUCGACCUGUACGAACAAGCACAAGCCUUUCACGAUGAUGUGGGAGCCGGGAUGGGUAUGUAUCCCAAUGGCCUGAGGGUCAUUCGUGAUAUUGACCCAGAGCUACUAAAAGCGGUGAAGGCUGCCGGACAUCCAUAUGUGUAUAGAAGAUGGGAGAGACACGAUGGAACAGAAGUGGCAGUGGCCGAAGAACGGGUAUUGGCGGGGGAUGACGAUGAUCUCGCGUCCAUUGGAAUACGGCGAUGGAGACUACAGAAAGUUCUCUUUGAAGCAGUUGAAAAGGCUGGGAUCAAAGUCCAUUUCCGCAAACGUUUGGAGUCCAUGAAACAGAUUGAUGACCACGUCAACUUGAAAUUUGAAGAUGGGACCGAUACUAGUUGCAAGCUGUUGUUGGCGUCAGAUGGUUCCAACUCGAGGGUGCGAAAAAUAUUGACCAACGACACUUGCAAUUUGAAAUAUACUGGAACCCAAUGUCUCAUGGGGACAUCAACACUGGCACGAGAAGAACGAGGCCUCUGUCUUCCAUCUUCUCCAACCAGCAAGUGCCACGGAGCUUUCUAUCCAGUCAGCGAAACAGAACAAUGCUUUCAAUUUCACUUCCCAGUUCCAGAAGAAGAAGCCAAGUCCAGCCAAGGGAGCUGGGGAGCCUUGACGGAACAUGUUGGACACGCAGAAUGUAAGCUGUUGGCCGAACGACUGGUCAAAGAUGGUUGGGACAAGAAAUACCUCGAACCACUCUACCAUAUGGACAGAGCCAUUAAGAUUGGGUUCUCCACUCUGGAUCCUCCACUCGAGACCUUUGUGCAGGGACAAGUGGCAUUAGUGGGUGAUGCUGCACACCCCCCAGUGCCCUAUCUAGGACAAGGUGCUCAACAGGGACUAGAAGAUGCAGGCACAUUGGCCUUGCUACUGAAACACCUUUGUGUUUCCAAGAAUGCUGAUGGAAGUCAUUCGUUAAUCAUGUCACAGUUGCACUCUGCUCUCAAGCUCUACGACGAAAUUCGAGUUCCAAGGACACAAGAUAUUCUAGACAAGGGCACACGAUGGGGCAAGCAUCAGCAAAAGCGAGCGGAAUGUGAAAAGUUCAAUAAGACCAAGGAAAAUAUGAUUCAGCGAGAUGUCUUUUUCCAUGAGACCAUGCCUGUAUUGAAAGCGGGUGUUGAACAUGACUACAAGGAAGCAGUCAUGAAGUCAUUACCAGCGCUGUCACCAGUCACAGAAGAAGCAUGA